Molecule: messenger RNA, 2020 nt
Organism: Tripterygium wilfordii
Lineage: Eukaryota; Viridiplantae; Streptophyta; Magnoliopsida; Celastrales; Celastraceae
Product: SWI/SNF complex subunit SWI3A-like
Exons: 8
Coding region: 174-1841 (555 amino acids)
Molecular function (GO): protein binding
Source: RefSeq, a predicted model, not a curated record
GAAAUUCAUAACGGGGUUAUGCAAACCCUUUCUCCACCGUUGCUUCACGGUUUCGUGCUAUAUAACUCCUCCGCCGUAGCCACGGCCCACCUGACACAACUCUCCUGGGCGGAUCGCUUUCCUCCGCAGUCCACAUACUAGAUCGGCGAUACGAUUCAGGAUUCAGGUAUAGUAUGGAGACCACACACACCAACUUGAACUUGAAACCAGUUCGACCAGGUGAACCAGAGCUCGACCUAUACACCAUUCCCAUCCAAUCCAGUUGGUUUGCUUGGGACGAUAUCCACGAGACCGAAAAAGUCGCUCUGAGAGAGUUCUUUGAUGGCAGUUCAAUCUCAAGAACGCCAAGAAUCUACAAGGAGUAUAGGGACUUCAUCAUCAACAAGUACAGAGAGGAUUCCUCACGGAGGCUCACCUUCACAGAGGUCCGGAAGUCACUGGUGGCUGAUGUUAGCUUGCUUAACAAAGUGUUUAAGUUCCUGGAGCAGUGGGGGUUAAUCAAUUUUGGUGUAUCCAUUGGUAAUGAUGGUGAUCCGGUCAUGGAGGUUGAGGAAAGGGGAAGGGUUAGGGUUGAGGAUGGUACUCCCAAUGGGGUUCGUGUGGUGGCAAUGCCAAAUUCGUUGAAGCCAAUUUCUGUGCCACGUAGUGUCGAGGGGAGACAGGUGGUUGAUAAUAUACAGAAAUUGCCGCCGUUGGCAUCCUAUGCUGAUACUUUUGGUGAUUUGGUUAAGAGAAAGGGUUUGGUUUGCAGGAACUGUGGAGAAUGUUGUGGUUCUGGUUGUUAUGAGGGUACGAAGGAUCAUUACAUGAUAUGCACAAAAUGCUUCAAUAAUGGAAAUUUUGGGGAGAACAAAUCUGUGGAUGAUUUCAAGUUCAUUAACUGCAGUGAAAACAGUGGUGACAAUAAAGUUGCUUGGACAGAGGCAGAAACUUUACUUCUUUUAGAAUCUGUUUUGAAGCAUGGGGAUAACUGGGAGCUAGUUGCACAAAACGUUCAAACAAAGACUAAGCUUGAUUGUAUUGAGAAGCUCAUUGAGCUUCCUUUUGGGGAAUUUAUGUUGAGCUCUGCCCAGCAAAGGGGUAACUUUGGUGGCUUUAAUGGUGAUGCUAACAGGCUAAACCGGUUGGAAUUAACUCCAUCUCACCAUCAACAGAAUAUUAGAACAGAAGCUCAACAACUUGUGGAAACAAAUGAGAGUGAGCAGAAUGGGAAUGAUGUUGAACUGGGGUCUCCUCCUUCCAAAAGACAAUGUGUUGCUUUACCUUCAGAUGCUAACAGUUCACUGAUGAAACAGGUAGCUCGCAUCUCCACGAUGGUUAGUUCACAUGUCACAGCAGCUGCGGCUGAGGCUGCUGUGACUGCACUUUGUGAGGAAAGCUCAUUUCCAAGGGAAAUCUUUGAUGGUGAGGAGUAUAAUGCAACCAAUGGUCUGCAAUCUCCGACUCUGCAUUACGAGUCAGCGAGUGCCCAUCAGGUUGAUGGUUCAGAAAUGAAAGACGAGCUUACUUUAUCAGAAAAUCUGGACACUUCUGCCAAAAAUGACGUACCUCUAACAUUGCGACUUAGAGCUGCGACUGCAACAGCUCUUGGAGCAGCUGCUGCUCAUGCUAAACUGUUGGCCGAUCAAGAACAGAGAGAGAUGGAGAAUUUACUGGCAACAAUAAUGGAGACACAGAUGAAGAAAGUGCACCGCAAAAUAAGACAUUUUGAAGAUCUGGAGCUAAUUAUGGAGAAACAAUAUGCUGAAAUGGAGGAACAAAAAGAGUGUAUAAUUGGGGAGCGGAUUGAUGUACUACGGAAGACAUUUAAUUCCGGAAUGUCCAAAUGGAAAAGCUCAUAAUUGAAGUGUAUGUUGAUGGAAUUCUAGAAUGAUUCAUUUAGAAGAUGAAAAACUUAGAAAUGUAGUGGAUUUAACAUGGAAUUGUAGGAUUCAAAUGCACAUCUCUGGUCAUGUAUGUAUAAGAGGUGUUCUAUAUUUUUUUCUGUAGCUGCUAUUAGAUUCGGUUUUGGUCUCUCUCA